Molecule: messenger RNA, 1902 nt
Organism: Plasmodium cynomolgi strain B
Lineage: Eukaryota; Apicomplexa; Aconoidasida; Haemosporida; Plasmodiidae
Product: Met-10+ domain containing protein
Exons: 3
Coding region: 1-1902 (633 amino acids)
Biological process (GO): tRNA N1-guanine methylation
Cellular component (GO): cytoplasm
Source: RefSeq, a predicted model, not a curated record
AUGCAUAACUCUGUUGAUAUAAAAACUCUAUCUGACGUGAAGGAAAAGGUCAAGCACGAAAAGAGGACGCAUUGCUUGGUGCUCAACAAAUACAAAGUUAAUGAGGUGCUGAAAAAUAAGGACGCGAAAAUUUGGUUCCUAAAUAUCUUUCGGUUCCCAUCUGUACUGAAGCUAAGUGAGUACCAGGGGCGCCUCAUCGAGACGGGGCACUAUGACGGGGAAGUCCUGCGCUUUAUUCAUUCCUACGUGGAGAGGCUGGGGGGGGGAGGCGCCCAGGUCAGCGCCAAGGCGAACGGUAAAGUGGACGACUACAGGCUAAUCCCGCUGAACGCGCGGUUCAACAAAGCCCUGCACGAGUUGAUGCAGCGCGAAGGGAAGGACGUCAUGGAGGGGGUCGACAUGUGCCCGGAAGAGGGGGAUGAGAGGGGCGAUGGUGCGGAGGGCAUUACUGCGGAGGACGCUGCGGCGUGCGAAGAAGGGGCUACCCCGAAGAGACCUAAGGAUGCGCCCUCCCCCCCCCUGGAGGAACUCUUCCGAGUUAUAAAAAAAGAAGGCAUUAAAGUCAGAAUAAUCCAGCUGCAGUUUGGGUACGAAAAUAUGAACACUUCCGAAAUAUUGAAAAAGGUGUUCCCCUCGGAGAGUGAAGUCAUCCACAAAUACGAAAUGAUCGGACACAUAGCUCACCUAAAUUUUUGUGAACGUUUUGAAAAUCAAAAAAAAGUAAUUGCAGAAAUUAUUCUUGACAAAAAUAAAAGCAUAAAAACAGUUAUCAAUAAAAAAGACUCUCUAAAAAAUAUGCACAGGACAUUCAACAUAGAAUUAUUGGCAGGAGAAAAAAAUUACCUGACCAUGUUGAAAGAAAAUGAUAUCAAAGUUAAACUAAAUUAUGAACUAAUAUAUUGGAAUUCAAAAUUAAAAAAAGAAAGAGAUCGAAUAUAUGACCUCGUUCAGGAAAGCUCCAUUAUUGUGGACCUCUUUGCUGGAGUUGGUAUAUUCAGUCUACACCUCAGUAAAAAAAAUUGCUUAUGUUUCUCAAACGACAUUAAUAUGCAUGCUUAUAAUUUUAUGAACAUUAAUAUUAAGUUGAAUAAAAGGAAAAGCAUUUUUACGUAUAACUUGGACGCCAGGACCUUCGUCCACAUGCUGCUUCGGUUGGAAAUCUUUUCCUAUGAGACAUCCACUUUGACAAUGGAACUAAGUGAGCAGAAUUGGAGAAACAUCUCGCUCGAUUUUGUGAACUGUACGGAUCAUACCCUUGUUGAUGCGGGAAAAAGAAAGAAACGGGGGAGUGACCGAAAUUGCCUUAUGAAUGGAACACCCCCUGUGAAUGACACCCAUGACAAGAAAAAGAAACUCGCUCAUGGUGAUGCAAAUGGUUCAUUAGAGGAACGCCCCUUGGAGGUACCAGCAACCCACGAGGGGGGAGAGGACCUCCACCCACAGCGAACAAGAAGCGAUGCGGAGAAGACAGCAGAAGAUGCGCCAACAAGAAGCGAUGCGGAGAAGACAGCAGAAGAUGCACCAACAAAAAACGAAACACACAAAGUAGACAUUAACCUUGGUGUCUAUGGAGAUGUUCAUGUGCUUAUGAAUUUGCCACAAACGGCCUUUGAAUUUUUGGAUGUUUUUCGGGAACUUCUGGAUAUGUACAGUACCGAUCAGAAGGACACCCCGGGAAAAUAUCGACGUGGUCAAAUGAGGAACGUUUUUAUACACUGCUACUUCUUUUCCAAGCCGGAAUUGUUUUACGAGGAUGCCGAGCGGAAUAUACGGAUGCAGUUGAGGGGCCUCCCGCGGGAGAUGAAGAUUACGGAGAUUAGGAAGGUCUCCCCCAGCAAGCUCAUGUACGUGGCGGAGUUUAACCUGAAGGACGUCUUUUCAGAGGGGGUCCAAUUUGACUGA